This is a messenger RNA of Choloepus didactylus (southern two-toed sloth), 2445 nucleotides long. It is a transcript of the gene LTK, whose product is annotated as leukocyte receptor tyrosine kinase. NCBI's taxonomy places the organism in Eukaryota, Metazoa, Chordata, Mammalia, Pilosa, Megalonychidae. Gene Ontology annotation, cellular component: signaling receptor complex. The record is from RefSeq and is a predicted model, not a curated record. Gene Ontology annotation, biological process: regulation of neuron differentiation; regulation of cell population proliferation; multicellular organism development. Gene Ontology annotation, molecular function: ATP binding; transmembrane receptor protein tyrosine kinase activity.
AUGGGAGAAACUGGCAGAGAUACCGAGGGUCCCUGGCUGUUCUCCACCUGCGGGGCCAGCAGCCCGCGCGGACCCACACAAAUACAGCGCGACCGGGAGUACGCGAGCAGCGGCAUGGUGGUGACAGUGGGGACCGCGGGACCGUCCAGAGGCUUGCAGUUGUGGCGGGCGCCGGGUCUUGCCCGCACCUGAUCUCAGCCUACGGAAGCUGCGGGAGGCAAAGGCGCGGAGAACCACCUGUCGCGAGCGCACGGCGUCUUCGUCUCGUCGGUCAUCUCCCUUGGUCGCGGAGAGCCUCUCUACAUCCUCGUGGGGCAGCCGGGGAAGGACGCUGGUCCUGGAGUAAGCGGAGCCGGCGGGAAGCGGGAGGCUCAGAGCCCGGCGGCGAGGGCCGGGGGUAGGGCUGCCUCUGCGUCCCAACCCCGACGCAGCGAGGGGAGGGUCCGGGCCUCGCAGGGGAGCCCCGAGAGCCAACUCGCCUGCCUCGGAGAGUCUCUUGCCGCCGAGUAGUACGCAGCGACGGGCGGGACCGAAGGUGUCCCGGGGUCCGAGAGUUGGGCGGGAGGCGGCGGGGGCGCCACCUCCGUGUUCCAGUUGCGCGCCGGCGAGCUGGAGCCCCUGCUGGUGGCAGCCGGUGGGGGCGGGCGGGCCUACCUGAGACGACGGGACAGAGGCCGAGGCCGAGGCCGGACUCAGGACCCGGGAGAACUGGAGAACCUCUUAGCGGCGCCUGGGAGCAGCGGGAGAGGGGAGAGGAGGGGGGGUGAUGCUUCAGAGACUGACCUACCCUGGGCUGAUGGGGAAGGUGAGGUCUCCUUCAUACACCCCAGCAGUGAGCUCUAUCUGCAGCCCCUGGCAGGUAUCAGUCUCUGUGGAGAUCUGCUGCAUCUUAAUUGCAGUCACUGCCCUUUGAAAACCUGCCAAUGGCGGGCAGCAUGCCAGUUGUCCAUGUGUAUGUACCCAGAGGGCAUGGUGCUGGCAGCAGAUAACAUCACCUGCACAGGGUCUGGAUCCUGGGGCCAUGGGCUGGAUCUGCCCACUGCUCCAGGUCCUCUGGUUCUGGUGGUGGCUGUGGUGACAGUCUCAACACUGAGCUUCCUUAUGGUGUGUGGGGUCCUGAUCCUAGGUGGGGUUUGGGCCGAUCCAGACCUUGCCUCUGCCCCCAGGGCUCACCGAGGUUUCCCCAGCCAAUGUCACCCUGCCCAAACCCUGCCAGAACUCUGCUUUCAUCAGGACAAGCUGGAUUUCCUCAUGGAGGCAUUCAUCUUCAGCAAGUUCAGCUGUCAGAACCUCAUGAGACAUGUGGGGCUCAGCCUCUGGGCUGUCCCUUGCCUCAUUCUGCUGGAGCUGAUGGCUGGUAGGGACGUGAAGAGUUUUCUUAGGCAUAGCCGACCACACCUGGACCAGUCAUCACCUCUGACCAUGCAAGACCUGCUUCACCUGGCCCAGCACAUUGCCCAGGGCUACUACCUGGAAGAAAAUCAUUUCAUCCACUGGGACAUUGCCAUGUGGAACUGCCUGCUGAGCUGCAGUGGACCCAACUGAGAGGUCAAGAUCAGGGAAUUUGGGAUGGCAAGAGAUAUCUAUAGGGCCAGUUAUUACCACAAGGGGGGCCGGGCCUUACUACCAGUAAAGUGGAUGCCCCCAAAGGCCUUCCUGGAGGGCAUCUUCACAUCCAGGAUUCCUGUUGAUAGCCCAUCCUUUUGGGUGCUGCUCUGGGAGAUCUUCUCACUGGGCUACAUGCCCUACUCUGGCAGCACCAACCAAGAGGGCCGGAUAGAUCCUCCCAGGGGCCACCCAGGUCCUGUGACAGUGUGGGUUGCUGCCCAGGGAGGGAAGCACCAGCCUGAACUCUGCCCUGGUUUUACCAGCAUCUUGGCGCAUCUUCAAUACCAUGCCCAGGACCCUGAUGUGCUGAAUUCACCCCUGCCAAUAGAGCUGGGGCCCAUCCGGGUGGAAGAAGGGGCUUUCAGGCUACAGAGCAGAUCUUUGGAGGGCCAAAGAUCCCCACAGUCCCAGGAACUGAGUCUGGAGAACUUGAAAGGCUGGGGAGGGAGUCCCCUUAGACCCUGGUUGCCCUCUGGCCUUAAGCCCCCUAAAUCCAAGGGCCUCCAACCUCAGAACCCUUGGAAUCCCACCUAUGGCUCCUGGAGCCCUGAGGGUGAGGACUCAGUAAUUGACAGUUAGCAAUGGCUCCUCCUUUCCACCCCUCCCCCAUCCUCUAGGUGCUUCCUUGUUAUUCCAGCAGCCUCUGCCCCCUGCAGUCUGCGCUGCGUGUCUGGGCCUGUCGCAGGGCUGGCCUGGCAGUCUUGGACUCUGCAUCCUGGAAACCAGUCCCAGGCUCCCUGGGAAGAAUUCUCUGGAUUACCCUCCCACCAUGAUGAUCAUCUUUCAUCUGGGCUAUCCCUAUACCAGCAGAUGCCUUUAAUAAAGAGCUCCUCUCCU